AGGAUUGACUCUGAACUUCACAUAACGUGUAUCUAGUCUUUUGGUGUCAAAGUGGUUUAUCGGACGAAGUCGCAGGCUGGCACGGGCGUGUGUGGGGUCCUGUUGUGCAGGCUGCGCUCCUCUGAUCUCGUGGGGCUUUAGGUGAUUUUGGUGAGCUGGGUGUGAUUGUGCCAUCUAAGACUGAGAUCUAAAACGCUCCGUCUAAAAGAUGCUCCACAUCGGUCUGUACUGGAUGAGCACAGCGAGUCCAGGAUCUGCAUUACUGGCCAAAUCAUCCGCCCCCCCUACUUCUUCAGUCCGGACUGUAAAUCACACAGGGGGAUUAGCCAAAGGGACCCACGUUCAAAGCGUGUGUGAGCGCGCGUGUGUGUGUGUGUGUGUGUGUGUGUGUGUGUGUGUGUGUGUGUGUGUGUGUGUGCCGGCGAGCGCGCACGUGUUUACAUCAAUGCGCCACGCUUCAGUGCGCUCUCUGAAGGGGAUAAGUGGGAGUGGGAGAGAGGAGAGGGACGACAGCGCGGAGGAAGAUUCAGUCGGAUAAGUGACCGGGAAUCGAGAGGGCAUCGUCGCAGAGCUCCAACCGCACCUGCUGCAACUUGCUGCCACGAGCAUCCUCGUCGAUGUCCGGCGGUUUAACGAUGGAUCACGCUUUCCUGCCUCGGUCCAUCUGGACCGGUGACAGUAAAUUCCUCCAGCAUCCGGCCGAUCUCUACACCAGUGUGGUCGUUACGCGCAGCAUCCCCGCGGGCACGUGCUUCGGUCCGUGUCUGCUCCAAAACACUUUCUACGACACGAUCGCCUUCAUAGCGCAGAAGUCCUGCGACAAGGCGGCGAAAUCCUACGUGUUCAGGGUGGACCCCGAGGCCAUGCGUAACUCCGCGCUGGUGCUGUCCUGGCUGCGGCUCGUGCAGGCUGCGCGCAACGGAGAGGAGCAGAACACAGAGGCCUUCCUGAAAGCGGGCCAGCUGUAUGUGCGGACCAUCCGAGACAUCCGGCAGGAGGAAGAGCUGCUGGUGUGGUACGACCAGGAGCUGUCUCACCUGCUGGGCUUCACGGACAUGAGGAGAGGGAGAAGCGAAGAGUUGAGAUGUGGAAGAUGUAACCAGAUCUUCAAGAACGAGUACCCCUUCCUGGCCCACUGCCGAUUCCUGUGCACCCAGGUGAAAAGUGACACCUGGGGCCGCGAGGUGUGCGAGCACAAGCACGUGGAAAUCAAGAGGCAGCAUCGAGUGACGGACUUCCACAACAUCGCCAGAGAUCUGGAACACAAGAAACCUGGCAGCAACGAGGACGCGGAGAUUUACCCGAAGAGAAGGAAAUGCGAGGAAAGUCUUUAUCCCAGAGGGCGGAAAACGGUUCUGCUGGAAAAAACCAACAUUUCCAACGACGACAACAUCACGCAGCUGAGUAGAGGCCACGACCAGGCGGCGGGAGACGCGUCUCCCUCCGCGGGGAAACUGAAAGCUGAUAAGGUAAAGCCGGAUCAUUUGGGAUGUAAGGGUGAUUUCGCUGAAGCCAAGGGGACUUUUACGCACGCCAGUGAGAUGGACGCGCGGUCGGAGGCGGGUGAGAGCUCUGGCGUGCGCUCGGGCGGCAGCAGCAGCGCGUUUUCUUUGGUCCUAUCCGGCAGCCAGGGCGAGCAGAAGAGCGCUUUCUGCAGGCCGAGUAAAAGAACUUCUCCCAUCGACCCCCAGGCGCAUCUCAGCAGCGCUCCGACAGCCCCCUCUAGCCGCCUAGAGGAGAUGACCGACGCCUUUAGCUCCAGGACUAUUAUGGGAUACAACAACCUGAUGGCGUCCAACGUCCUGAGCGGCGACCUGCCGGCCGUGCCCUCCCCGGUCGCGCUGAACAACGCGUUCCACUACGCGCCGGAGCACUGGUCCAGGAGCAUCGGCGUGCAGCUGCAGAGCGCGUCCUCCCUCACCAUCCUGCCGCCGACGUUCACCUCCUUCGGCGUGUCGGUGCAGAACUGGUGCGCCAAGUGCAACCUGUCCUUCCGCAUGACCUCCGACCUGGUCUUCCACAUGCGCUCUCACCACAAGAAGGAGUUCGCGGCGGAGUCCCAGGUGAGGAGGAGGCGGGAGGAGAAGCUCACCUGCCCGAUCUGCCACGAGUACUUCCGAGAGCGGCACCACCUGUCCAGACACAUGACCUCUCACAACUGAGACGGGAGGGGACAAAGGAACAAACUCUAUUUAUUUCCCGACACCGACGCGCGUAUUUAACAGGUCCAGCCUCCAGAUCCACGGUGAAUGUAGGUAGCUGUAAAGAAAAAACGAAAAGAAAAAAAAAAAAAAAAAAGGCAAACCGGACACAUGAGGCCACCGCUGCCCGUCCACUAGAUGACGAUAGAGGCGCGUGUGAGCUGAUCCCAGUGCAGUUUGUCGUCUUAUGUUCUGUCGAUGAUUUGGUUUGUGCCUUACGGAGCUCAAGGAGGGGUGAAAAAAGAAAAAAGAAGAAGAAAAAAAAAAAGACUUGGAGAGAUCUCGAGGACAGCUCAUGAUUGUCACACAUGUCUCGACGGCUUUUGUUUGUUUGUUUUAAUUUAUCAGCUUGUUCUCUUGCUCUGAUUUGUACGAGAGACGUGGAUCGAGUGUGUUUGCACAUUCGUUUUGAAAUCUUUAAAAAAAAACAAAACAACAACUGAUGAGAAUGAAA
This is a messenger RNA of Acanthopagrus latus (yellowfin seabream), 2655 nucleotides long. RefSeq names its product PR domain containing 8 (gene znf488). Gene Ontology annotation, cellular component: nucleus. Gene Ontology annotation, molecular function: protein binding. NCBI's taxonomy places the organism in Eukaryota, Metazoa, Chordata, Actinopteri, Spariformes, Sparidae. The transcript has 4 exons. The coding region runs from base 618 to 2162 and encodes 514 amino acids. Gene Ontology annotation, biological process: regulation of DNA-templated transcription. The record is from RefSeq and is a predicted model, not a curated record.